Molecule: messenger RNA, 780 nt
Organism: Prunus avium (sweet cherry)
Lineage: Eukaryota; Viridiplantae; Streptophyta; Magnoliopsida; Rosales; Rosaceae
Product: scopoletin glucosyltransferase-like
Molecular function (GO): UDP-glucosyltransferase activity
Source: RefSeq, a predicted model, not a curated record
AUGGCUACUUCCACUCCACCACCAACACCACCCCAUGCGGUAAUUUUCCCUUUCAUGGCUCAAUGCCACACCAUUCCAUUGCUAGACAUAUCCAAGGCCUUGUCAAGCCGUGGCCUGAAAGUCACCGUCGUCACCACCCAGCAAAACGCACCGUUUAUAUGCUCCAAAGUUUCAGACUGCUCGUCAAUCUCCAUCUCCGUCGUGCCAUUUCCAAGAGUCCCUAACUUCCCUCGAGGCUGUGAGAACACCGCCAGCCUUCCUUCCAUGGAGCUCCUCGUUCCCUUCAUCGCAGCCACCAAAAAAAUGAAACAGCCAUUCGAAGCUCUUCUGAAGGAGAUGGUGGAAAAUGGUUCCCGCCCAAUUUGCGUAAUCUCCGACUUCUCUCUCAGUUGGACGCUCGACAAGUGCCGCUCUUUUGGCAUUCCACGUGUUGUGUCGCAUGGGAUGGGGGUGCAGCCCAUGGUUGUUCUUAAAACCGUUUCUUCUAUGGAUGUCCAACGUGAAUCGACGUCGGUUUCGGGUUCUGUAGUAGAGUUGCCCGAUUUGAGUCUUCCUUUCGCGUUGGAUAGAUCCGACUUACCGCCCCGGAGUGAUAACCCGGAGGAGGAUGACCCGUUUUCACGUGUGAUGUGGGAGGUUGAAGAGGCCGAUAGGAAUAGCUGGGGUGUGAUUGUGAAUAGCUUUCAGGAACUUGAAUGCGAGUACGUGGCUGCAUUGGAAUUUGGAAGUUUUGCACAAUCAGGCCAAGGCAUGGUGUGUGGGGCCCGUUCUGCUUUAUGA